UGUAUUUCCUAUUUCCGUCUAAAAACAACCUGAUAUUAUAAGGCUAGGUUGUUGUUUUUUUUCUUUGAGUCAGCAGUGUUUUCUUUGAGUCAGCAGUGUUUUCUUUGAGUCAGCGGUGUUUUCUUCCUUUUUCUCGUCCGCACAUUCCAGAUACAAGAUGAACUCUGUCACGUGAUUUGCUGGGGCCACGCACUUUGGCCUCUAUCUCUGCAUCUAGUUAAUCUGUAGCAACCACUAAUGAAUUUAGGUUUAUACAAAGACAACGAUGUCUCACAAAAAUGUUUGAUGAAUCCAGUUGUAUAUGAUCAAGUACAAGGAUAGGUUGUUUUACAUGAGUGACAUAAGGUUUUUCUGAUGGCUUUUAAGAAUAGGAGAUCAUCAUGCUAGAUGGUUGUUUUUUCUUACAUGUGCCAUGGGUUUAAGUCGAGCGAUACUACUCAACAUACUGAUCUGUAUAGUUGGAGUGUGUACAAAUCAGAUCACUACUUCAUUAAAUGGAUUUUUGAACCGGGACCGGAACGAUUUAUCUACAUUUAACCUCAGCUGCAUUGUAGUUGUCCACUCUGUCUCGCCACCAGAGUCUCUUACUUCAGUGAUCAUUGCCAGAAAAACUUAUGGCGAAUCAGAGUUCUCUAAACUAGUUGUGUUAGAGACAUAUUUAUCCCCAACUUCUAUUGGCGACCCACAACUUAAGAUAUUUAUUCCACCAUCAAAGCGUUGGGCGGCUACUUAUGAUACAAAUUCUACAACUAUAGAUAAACACUUAUCGAAACUCAUUCUGGCAAUUACGGAUUUUCAGUGUGAAGACACUGGAACAUAUAAGUGCAUAUCAAUGGUUGACAACGGAACUAGUGUGCAAGAUAUUGUAUUAGGCGAGGAAGUGACUACCGCCGCUCUUGUAUCUGUUAACUUGGCCUUAACCCCUCUGGUAGAAGGUGAAGAUGUCACUUUAAUCGAUGCUGGAGUAAACCGUACGUACACUUGCAAUGCUACAGUACUACUGGUAUUGGCUGUGCGAGAACCAAUCAAAAGGAAGCGUUCUUAAAGCUGGAACAAUAUAUAACGACUUAAUCUUUAACUUGGACUGACAGAAAUCAAGACUUCACUUAAAUCAAGACUUCACUCGAAUCAAGACUUCACUCGAAUCAAGACUUUACUUCAAUCAGGAUUUCUCUUAAACUGUUUGAUUCUUCUAGACAGUACCAAGCCAGGCUUUACUAAAUACAAGAACCAACAAUGUUCUUCUUCAAAGUCUGCAUCACUAUGACGCUAUUAGAAAUAGCAAACGCAGUAUGCAGAUCCACAUCAUGGACUCGAAGCUUUGAUUCUGCUGGUCAAUCGAAAUGUGAUAGAGUAGACUUUUUCAUGAGAGGUCUACAAAGAAGCGAUCAAUUAUGGUACGACGAAAUAAGUCAAUUAGACGGAGUGCAGUGCUGCAGCGCUUCCCCAAAGUGGUCCAAAAGUGAACCGCAAGUAAUUUAUGCGGACUGGUCAGACCUAUGGGAUGGUUAUAAUGUCUGGGUAAAUUGCCCAGCGGGGUAUUUUCUACAGGGCUUGCAGCGAUCAUCUUCAGGCUGGCCCUGGUACUCUGGUUAUUUGCACCAUAUUGACUAUGGAAGGUGUGCUAAGCCGUCGCACCAUCCAUUUUACCACGGUGACUGUUAUGAUAAGAACAUUGAUUUUAGUUAUAGUGGUAUAUUUACCUGCAACACUGAUUACUUCAUAACUGGCAUGUACAAAGGAGAUUGUAGAUAUCUGUAUUGCAUUAAAGCUUUGCGUUGUUGUAAGAUGUCAGAUACAUCUGAAAUAAUAGAUGAUGCUGAAACAUUUAAGACAAAAAUUAUGGACACCACACUUUUCAAUUUAGCCAACGUCGCUGAUCGCCUGGGCUACGGCUGGUGCGGGGGCGAAAAAGGUGACGACGUGGGAGAAGAUUUCUAUAAAGAUGGUGAUUCGUGGAUUGCAGACGCGACACCUUUUAAGCCAAAGACAGAAUGCGAGGGCUUUAAAUGCGACGAGAGGCUGAAAAUCGACUAUUUGGGAUGGAACCUAGCAGUGAAAAACAUAAUAUAUGGUAACAGUAUAAUAGACAGUCUGCAACCUGAAGUCGUUAACACUGGCAGAGAGGUAAACAACAUGGAUGUAAGCUCUACAAGAAGCUUUGAAUAUUCAACAAUAUUCACGGAUACAGUCCAACAUUCAUCGACCAGCAGUUGGAAGACUAGUCUUCAAUUGUCUUUUUCAUUGCAGGCAGCAACACCAGGUGCUGCCAAAGUAUCAGCAGGCGUUAAUGUAGCUUUUGAUUAUUCAAAAUCAGAUACUGACACAUCAACCGAAGUAAAGUCGCAAACUACUAAAAUAACUACGGUCCAAACCAUCCCGCCACAUUCAGCAGCAAACUAUACAGUAAAGGUUCUUAAAACCAGAACGACAAAUCCCUAUACGGCCGUCAUCAUUGCAAAGUUUAAUGUUAGGUUUAGAGGUUUCUUGAGGUGGGGAGGAGGUUAUGGUAACCCGUUAACCAAUUAUCAUUACCAGUACAGGGGAAGCGGAGCUAGACCGAGUUUUCCUUACACUUUUGGAAGUCAAUCUGAUGCUUUCUACAAGGCACUCAAGCGCCAAAACAUAACUAAAUCUAGACCUUGGAUGUGGAACGACAUGAUUAAGAACUACCCUUCUGUUCUUCACGUAUUCAACCGACUUACCGAUGAGAGUCAGUAUGAAUUUACUCUGAGAGGAAAGCUGGAGCAUGUCGCCAGUAGAAAUAUCAUUGUAAUCUGGAAUAAAACGAGAUUGAACAGGCGAUCAGUUGUCGACACAAUCAAUUCUACCACACACCACAUUGGCAAUAUCACCUUCAUCGCUAGAGUAGGCCCGAAUGAUAAGCCUGUAGAUGUCAAGUACCCUGAAGUAGUCCUGGACAAUGCAGAGCCGUUUAAACUAGAGACUAUUCCGUUGAAUCCAGAUUUUAACUAGUUGAAUGUAAUGACGAUGACCAAAUGAAUUCUCGAGCUAAAAAAUCUUAAACAUAAUUAAAAACGUAUGUAUUAUUGGUGUAAUUCUUUACAACUACAUUAAAGCUAAUUGACUGAAGAUGAAAUUAAUUUGUAAUUUAUGUAAUUUUUUAUUUCACAAGUUUAGGCUACAAUCUCUGAGACUCAGAUGAUAAAAAACAAAUGUAAUAUAAGAAGAACGUUUAAAGUUUCAACUAUGUAAAAGUUAUAACGCCGUUUCUUAUGUUUUACCUUAUAAAAUGUACUCAAGCUUUUCUCCCAUGUAAUAUUUUUUAUCAUUAUUAUAUUGCUCCUUCUGUCUCGGAAGCAAUUGAUGCGCCCAGAUGAGUCACUGGCUUUGGUUACGUCUUGAGAUGGGGCAGAAUCUGGAAUGUCUGAUCAAGCAAAUUCUGGAGCGGCAGAGUUUCUGCAAGCGAGACACGAGAGCCACGGGCAUUUUGGAGGAGAUAGCCCAUUAAUGAAUGCAUUAAUAUUUUUGUUUAUAAUAAUAUAUCUAUAUAUCUAUAGCCUUUAUAAUAAUCUCAAUUUUAAUGCAAUGAUGACUGUUUAAAAAAGAUACUAAAUUUUAUUUACAUUAAAUUUAUAUUUGUUUUAUUGAUACUGUGUAAAUCAUCUUAACUUUAACCAUUAAAUAUUAAUAAAAAGAUAUUAUAGUUAAAACAGGAUUUAGCUAAAAGCAUUUUGGGCUUAUUCGUAAAAUUACAAUGUAAACUAAAGCAAUUAUUCUAUGUUAGUAGGUAUACAUUUUGUAUUGAAAAUAACAUCAGUUAAUCAUACACAUUUUUUAUCUCCUUUGUACAUUCUUUUAUAUUUAUGGUCAGAAGCUAAUUUCAAUCUGUUAACUAAAUGUACCAGUAUUUGGUUCUGAAGCAAAUCCUUUUAGCGUUAAUCUAGUGUACCUUGAAUGCUUUUAUUUUUAUGUUUUAUGCAUUUUUACUUUUAUUAUUUAAAUAGCUUAUGCAUGCCAAUAAAUAAUCACCAA
Messenger RNA from Biomphalaria glabrata, 3996 nucleotides. RefSeq lists its product as uncharacterized. NCBI's taxonomy places the organism in Eukaryota, Metazoa, Mollusca, Gastropoda, Planorbidae. The record is from RefSeq and is a predicted model, not a curated record. Bases 1237 to 2976 code for a protein of 579 amino acids. Gene Ontology annotation, cellular component: extracellular region. The transcript is spliced from 8 exons.